UACAUAUUUUUUCGCUUUAUAGUUGCCGUUCUAGUGUUGUUUGCUAAGCUUAAUUUGUGUGAAAAGUUGAAUGAUUGGAAGAUUAUUUAUUUAUAAACUAUCAAAUUUUCAACUGGAAUAGUGAACAAACUAAAAAAAUCUGAACGCAGAGCGAUAUAAAUUAACAACAAAAUGACGACCGACAUUUCUAUUGUUCGAUGGGACCCUAGUCAGGGUCCGGGAAACGAAUAUAUCGACGAAUACGAAUACGAUGGGGGGAACUCCAGCUCCCGUCUUUUUGAACGUUCCCGAAUAAAAGCUCUUGCUGAAGAGCGUGAAAAUGUUCAGAAGAAGACGUUUACAAAGUGGGUUAACUCACAUUUAUGUCGAGUUAACUGUAGAAUUGGAGAUUUAUAUGUUGAUAUGAGAGAUGGAAAAUAUUUAAUAAAACUGCUUGAAGUAUUGUCUGGUGAACGUUUACCUAAACCAACCAAAGGGAAAAUGAGGAUUCAUUGUUUGGAAAAUGUGGAUAAAGCGUUGCAAUUUCUGCGUGAGCAACGGGUUCAUUUGGAAAAUAUCGGAUCACAUGAUAUAGUGGACGGAAACGCUUCUCUCAAUUUGGGUCUUAUUUGGACCAUCAUUUUAAGAUUCCAAAUACAAGAUAUAACAAUUGAGGAAGUUGACAACAAAGAGACUAAGUCAGCCAAAGACGCUUUGCUACUGUGGUGUCAAAUGAAAACUGCUGGUUACAAUAAUGUAAAUGUUAGAAACUUUACCACUUCUUGGCGAGAUGGACUGGCAUUUAAUGCCAUAAUUCAUAAACAUCGCCCCGAUUUAGUGCAAUUCGAAAAAUUAUCUAAAGCGAACCCUUUGUAUAACUUGAACAAUGCAUUUGACGUUGCCGAAGAAAAAUUGGGCCUAGCUAAGUUGCUUGAUGCUGAGGACGUGUUUGUGGAUCACCCUGAUGAGAAGUCUAUAAUUACCUAUGUAGUAACCUACUAUCAUUACUUUAGUAAACUAAAGCAAGAAACUGUUCAAGGCAAGAGAAUAGGUAAAGUCGUCGGAAUAGCUAUGGAAAAUGAUAAGAUGAUUAAUGACUAUGAGAAUUUCACAAGCGAUUUGUUGAAAUGGAUCGAAACAACUAUUCAAGCUCUAGGAGAAAGAGAAUUUGAAAACUCCUUAACCGGUGUCCAAAGCCAAUUAGCACAAUUUUCGAACUAUCGUACUAUAGAAAAGCCACCUAAAUUUGUGGAAAAGGGCAACUUAGAGGUUUUGCUUUUUACUCUCCAAUCAAAAAUGCGUGCAAAUAACCAAAAACCAUACACUCCUAAAGAAGGAAAGAUGAUUUCUGAUAUAAAUAAAGCCUGGGAAAGAUUGGAAAAAGCGGAACAUGAGCGCGAGCUAGCACUGCGCGAAGAAUUAAUUCGUCAAGAGAAGUUAGAACAACUUGCUGCUCGUUUUGAUCGUAAAGCUUCUAUGAGAGAGACAUGGCUUUCUGAAAAUCAGAGAUUGGUUAGCCAAGAUAACUUUGGAUUCGAUUUAGCAGCUGUAGAAGCCGCCGCAAAGAAACACGAGGCUAUUGAAACCGACAUAUUUGCUUAUGAAGAACGUGUUCAAGCUGUUAUCGCUGUAUGUGAUGAAUUAGAUUCAGAACGAUACCACGAUGUUAAGCGCAUAUUGCUUCGUAAAGAGAAUGUUAUGCGACUGUGGUCUUAUUUGCUUGAAUUGUUACGAGCACGUAGAAUGCGGUUAGAAAUAUCAUUACAGUUACAGCAAAACUUCCAAGAAAUGCUGUAUAUUUUGGAUAAUAUGGAAGAAAUUAGGCAGCUACUUCUAACCGAUGACUAUGGCAAACAUUUAAUGGGUGUAGAGGACUUACUUCAGAAGCAUUCUCUUGUUGAGGCGGAUAUAAAUAUUCUCGGUGAACGCGUUAAGGUAGUAGUACAAAAUUCUCAGAAAUUCUUAAGUGAUGAUCCAGAAUCAUAUAAGCCAUGUGACCCUGAAAUCAUUGUUAGUCGUGUUCAACAAUUAGAAGAUGCCUAUGCUGAAUUGGUUCGAUUAGCUGUGGAACGCCGCAGUCGUUUGGAAGAGAGUCGUAAGUUAUGGCAAUUCCAUUGGGACACCGCCGACGAAGAAAAUUGGAUAAAGGAAAAGGAGCAAAUCGUAUCGACUGAUGAAAUUGGACACGAUUUGACAACAGUUAACUUAUUAUUGAGUAAACAUAAAGCGUUGGAGUCUGAAAUAUCAUCACAUGAUCCUCAAUUGCAAGGGGUUGCUAAAGUAGGCGCCGAAUUAAUAACAGAAGGACACUUUGGAGCUGAUCGAAUUAAAGACCGACUAAAGGAAAUUCUAUCUAAAUGGGAUCAUUUACUUGAUUUAACUAAGUACAGACGACAACGUCUUGAGAAUGCGGUUGAAUACUUCCAACUAUUUGCUGACGCUGAUGAUAUAGAUAAUUGGAUGCUUGACACACUAAGAAUCGUUUCUAGUGAAGAUGUUGGUCGUGAUGAGGCUAACGUGCAAUCGUUGCUUAAAAAGCAUAAAGAUGUUGCAGAUGAGCUUAAAAACUAUGCGGAAGUUAUUCAAAUUCUUCACAAGCAAGGGGAAGACUUGAAAUUGAACGAAACAGAAAGAGAAAACGUAUUUAAACGGUUGGAAGCCAUAGAUUCACGGUACAGAGAGUUGACAGAGUUGGCUAAGUUGCGAAAACAACGUCUGCUAGAUGCAUUGAGCUUGUACAAAUUAAUGUCUGAAGCCGAUGGUGUUGAACAAUGGAUAAAAGAAAAAACAAAAAUGUUAGAUACAAUGACACCUGGAAAAGACAUUGAAGAUGUCGAAAUAAUGAAGCAUCGCUUUGAAGGCUUCGAUAAGGAAAUGAACUCCAACGCUUCUCGUGUUGCUGUUGUUAAUCAAUUGGCAAGACAGUUGCUGCAUGUUGAGCAUCCUAAUUCGGACGAAAUAUUGGAGCGACAAAAUCAUCUCAAUCAAGAAUGGUCAACAUUACGUGAAAAAGCUGAAGUUAAAAUGGAUGACCUUAAAUCUGCUCAUGGAGUACAGACAUUCUAUAUUGAAUGUAGAGAAACCAUUUCUUGGAUAGAAGAUAAGAAACGAAUUCUGACAGAAACCGAUAGUUUAGAGAUGGACUUAACCGGUGUAAUGACUCUACAGAGACGAUUGAGUGGCAUGGAAAGAGAUUUGGCAGCUAUCCAAGCAAAACUAUCAAGCUUAAGUAAAGAAGCAGAUAGUAUUGAAAAUGAUCAUCCCGAAGAGGCACAAAUAAUUCGGGACAGAAUUUCUCAAAUUGAACUCAUUUGGGAGCAGUUAACUCAAAUGUUAAAGGAACGUGAUUCCAAAUUGGAAGAAGCAGGUGAUUUACAUAGAUUUUUGCGAGAUUUGGAUCAUUUCCAGACUUGGCUGACAAAGACACAAACUGACGUGGCUUCAGAAGAUACACCAACUUCCUUGCCUGAGGCCGAGAAACUUUUGAAUCAACAUCAAUCUAUUCGGGAAGAAAUAGAUAACUACACUGAAGAUUAUAAGAAUAUGAUGGAAUAUGGAGAGCGCUUAACUUCAGAAUCGAACACUACGGAUGACCCACAGUAUAUGUUCCUUCGUGAAAGGUUGAACGCCUUAAAAGAUGGUUGGGAAGAGUUGCAUCAAAUGUGGGAAAAUCGCCAAGUUUUGCUUUCCCAGAGUCUUGAUCAACAGUUGUUUAAUAGAGAUGCUCGCCAAACAGAGGUGCUAUUAAGUCAGCAAGAGCACUUCCUUAGUAAAGAUGAUACUCCAGUUAACUUAGAGCAAGCUGAAAAUCAACUUAAACGACAUGAAGCUUUUCUUACUACCAUGGAGGCGAACGAUGACAAGAUAAAUACACUGUUACAAGUUGCCGAUACUCUUGUUGAGAAAGAACAUUUUGAUGCCGACAAAAUUGGAAAGAGAGCUGAGAAUAUUGCUGGUCGGCGUGACGAUAAUCGCCAACGUGCUUUGGAUCAGCAUGAGAAAUUAAAGAAUCAAGUUAAAUUGCACGAAUUUCUACAAGAUCUGGAGGAACUGGCUGAGUGGGUUCAGGAAAGAUAUGUAACAUCCCAAGAUGAAACAUAUCGAAGUGCUAAAACAAUUCAUUCUAAGUGGACACGUCACCAAGCCUUCGAGGCAGAGAUUGCGGCUAAUAAAGAACGUUUAUUUGAGGCUGAAAGGGCAGCUGAGGAACUAUCAAAAGAGAAACCAGAAUUCAAGGAUAUUAUAGACCCUAAAUUGAAAGAGCUCGGUAAACAAUUUCAAGAUCUGGAAGUGCACACAAAGGAGAAAGGUGCAAUGUUAUUUGACGCAAAUCGUGAAGUUUUGGUACAGCAAACUUGCGACGAUAUUGAUUCUUAUAUUACUGACUUGGAGAAGCAAAUCGUAAAUGCAGAUACCGGCAAUGACCUCACAUCAGUAAAUAUUCUUAUGCAGAAACAACAAGUUAUUCAAACCCAAAUGGCAGCUAAAGAACGACAAGUCGAAGAGAUUGAUAAACAAACCGAAUAUUUACAAAAGACAACACCAUUGGAGAAAAUUGAACCAAUUGUAACUAAAAAGACGGCUGUCCUCGAUAGAUUUGAAAAGAUCAAAGCACCACUUGUCGAACGUCAAAAGCAGCUGGAAAAGAAGAAGGAAGCAUUCCAAUUCUGCCGUGACGUUGAAGAUGAAAAGUUAUGGAUUGAUGAAAAAUUGCCCUUAGCUACGUCGAAAGAUUUCGGAAAUUCCUUGUUCAAUGUCCAUGUAUUGAAAAAGAAAAAUCAAUCACUUGCAACAGAAAUUGAUAAUCAUGAACCUAGAAUAAUGUCUAUUUGUAAUAAUGGCAGAAAAUUGAUUGAUGAAGGUCACGAAGAUGCUAAAAAGUUCGAGAGUCUAAUAAGCGAUUUGACACAAAGUUGGCAAGAACUUAAAGAUGCCAUUGAUAAUCGUAAAAAGAAUCUCUUAGAAUCUGAAAAGGUACAACAAUAUUUCUUCGAUGCACAAGAGGCUGAGUCGUGGAUGAGCGAGCAAGAGUUAUACAUGAUGGUCGAGGAUCGCGGAAAAGAUGAGAUAAGUGCGCAAAAUUUAAUGAAAAAACAUGAAAACUUAGAGCAAUCAGUUGAAGAUUAUGCCAACACUAUUCGGCAGUUAGGUGAAAUUGCUAGGCAAUUUAACACAGAAGACACUGGCAGUGGUGAUGCCGUGUCUGUUAAGCAAUCCCAAUUGGACAAACUUUAUGCUGGUCUUAAAGACUUAGCUGGAGAACGAAGGGCACGCUUGAAUGAAGCAUUACAGUUGUUUAUGUUAAGCAGGGAAGUCGACGAUUUGGAGCAAUGGAUUACAGAUAGAGAAGUUGUUGCUGGGUCGCAAGAGCUUGGACAAGAUUAUGAUCAUGUGUCACUGCUCUCCGAACGAUUUGAUGAAUUUGCUCGUGACACAGAAGCCGUUGGCGGGGAAAGGGUUGCUAAAGUGAACAAUAUUGCUGACAAUUUAAUUCAAGCGGGUCAUUCAGAUUCCGCGACUAUUGCAGAAUGGAAGGAUAAUUUAAAUGAAUCGUGGCAAGAUCUUUUGGAACUAAUUGAGACUCGUACACAAAUGUUGGCUGCUUCGAAAGAGCUUCACAAAUUCUUCCAUGACUGUAAAGACAUAUUGAGUCGUAUUAUUGAGAAACAACAUGGUGUUUCUGAUGAAUUAGGACGUGAUGCUGGAUCGGUAUCAACUUUGCAACGAAAACAUCACAAUUUCAUGCAGGAUCUUAUGACACUUUACUCACAAGUGCAACAAAUUCAAGAAGAGUCUGCAAAGCUUCAGGAUUCGUAUGCUGGUGACAAAGCUAAGGAAAUCACUAACCGGGAACAAGAAGUCCUUCAUGCAUGGGCUAACUUGCAAUCGAUGUGCGAUGCUCGCAAACAAAAGCUUGCUGAUACUGGAGACCUGUUCAGAUUCUUUAAUAUGGUUCGAAUAUUGAUGAUUUGGAUGGAAGACCUUGUAAGACAAAUGAACACAUCUGAAAAGCCCAGAGAUGUAUCUGGUGUAGAGCUACUUAUGAAUAAUCACCAAAGUCUGAAGGCUGAAAUAGACACACGGGAGGAUAACUUUGCCGCUUGUAUUUCUCUUGGAAAGGAGUUGUUAGCCAGAAGCCAUUACGCAUCAGCAGAUAUUAAGGACAGGCUUUUGCAGUUGAAUAAUAGUCGAAAUGCUUUGUUAAGGCGAUGGGAAGAAAGAUGGGAGAACUUACAAUUGAUUUUAGAGGUAUACCAAUUCGCUAGAGAUGCUGCCGUGGCUGAAGCUUGGCUUAUUGCCCAAGAACCAUAUCUUUUGUCAUCAGAACUGGGUCAUACAAUCGACGAAGUUGAAAAUCUUAUAAAAAAACAUGAAGCAUUUGAAAAAUCUGCAGCUGCCCAAGAAGAACGUUUCAGCGCACUUGAGCGCUUAACAACAUUCGAGCUUAAGGAAAUAAAGAGACGUCAGGAAUUAGCGGAGGAAGCAGAAAGACAGCGAUUAAAAGAGGAACUAGAGGCUAAAGCGGCUUUGGAAGCUGCAGAACAGGCUAAGCGAGAAGCCGAAAAGAGUGAUAUAGUCGAUGCUGGGGCAGCAGCUGAAGAAUCAGCAGUAGUAUCUACCGCUAUUGAUUUGGAACGCACUAUAGAACCACAAACAGAACAUAUUGCUAUAUCCGCUGGUGAGGGACAGGAAGGCUAUCUUACACGAAAACAUGAAUGGGAGUCCACCACGAAAAAAGCCUCUAAUAGGUCAUGGGACAAGGUUUACGUUGUUGCAAAAGUGGGUCAGUUGUCAUUCUACAAAGAUCAAAAGGGUUAUAGGAGUAAUCCUGAAAUAACUUUCCGUUCUGAGCCAAGUUAUGAUUUACAAGGUGCAAAUAUUCAAAUAGCCACCGAUUAUACCAAAAAGAAACAUGUUUUACGAAUCAAACUUUCCGGAGGUGCUGAAUUUUUAUUACAAGCACAUGAUGAUGAAGAAAUGUCUCAGUGGGUGAUUACCCUCAAGGCCCAGAGUGACUCGACAACUGUUGCAGAGAGCAGAUCCCAAACAUUACCAGCUACUUCACAGAAAGAUGAACCAAAACGCAGAUCAUUCUUUACUCUUAAAAAAAAAUAAUGUGAGGAUGUUUAUUAAUCAUUAUUAUAACAAAAUGGCUUACAAAAUUGCACGUAAAAUAUGCUUUAUAUCUGUGCAUUUCAAAGUAUUUAAUAAAACAUUUAUUCCUUAAAAUCUUGAAAAAGAA
Ceratitis capitata (Mediterranean fruit fly) is the source of this 7222-nucleotide messenger RNA. RefSeq names its product spectrin beta chain (gene beta-Spec). Gene Ontology annotation, molecular function: actin filament binding; phospholipid binding; structural constituent of cytoskeleton. NCBI's taxonomy places the organism in Eukaryota, Metazoa, Arthropoda, Insecta, Diptera, Tephritidae. The record is from RefSeq and is a predicted model, not a curated record. Gene Ontology annotation, biological process: neuron development; actin cytoskeleton organization. The coding region runs from base 172 to 7095 and encodes 2307 amino acids. Gene Ontology annotation, cellular component: cortical actin cytoskeleton; cell junction; plasma membrane. The transcript has 9 exons.